Trichobilharzia regenti is the source of this 890-nucleotide messenger RNA. The record is from the annotation of a GenBank genome assembly. NCBI's taxonomy places the organism in Eukaryota, Metazoa, Platyhelminthes, Trematoda, Strigeidida, Schistosomatidae.
AUGGUGCAUAACCAUCCAUGCAGCAGGGUGUACAUGCAGAAUGACCCAUGGUAUAGACGACUAACAGUUGAAGAGAAAGAAAAUAUUGAACCACUUCUUCAGCAAUCCCACUCGUCCGAUGAAAUAAUAAUGCAUGUUCAGGAGAAGUACAACAAGGAUAUAACUCGCAUUGACGUUAAAAAUAUGAAAGCCGCAGUGAAUAAAGGUAUUUCGAGUCGUCGUGACAUUUUUGAAUUCCUAAAAUCCCGUGGGAAGUUAAUGGAGUAUUACUCCGAUGAACCGUUCAGGAAUUCACUAACAAGAAUUUGUUUUGCAACUUAUGAGCAAAUGGAAUUGUAUAAACAGUUCCCUGAAGUUGUUGGUAUCGACUCGACGUAUAAUACAAAUAAGGGGAAGUAUUCUUUGUUCCAAUUACUUGUGACGGAUAAUUUUGGUCGUGGACGACCAGUUUUAUUUGCGUGGACUAGAAAAGAAUUCAAACGAGAUGUAGUUUGGAUAUUAGACUGUUUCCGGCAAAUAAUGGAAGAUACCUCGAAAACAGAAUCCUUCAUUAUGGAUUGUGCGCAAGCUGAAAUAGCAGCCGUCAAGUUAACGCACAGACAAGCGCACAUUGUUUUGUGUUCUUUCCAUGUUUGCCGAGCUUUCUGUCGGAAAACAAGAAAUCCCAUUGUGAAGAAUUAUUUAUGCCGUCUAGUGCAGUGUAAAAGGAGAUCAGAAUUUAAUUUCUACUUUAGAGUUAUUAGCAGAUUGGAUGCUAAUGUCAGUCAAUAUCUACAACGUCGUUGGAUGCAUCGACGACAAUUGUGGGCAGCAUGUUUCAGAGAUAACGUGCUGACUUUUGGGAACGAUACAAAUAAUCGAGUCGAGAGUUCCCACAAGCAGAUGAAACG